Molecule: messenger RNA, 3375 nt
Organism: Vombatus ursinus (common wombat)
Lineage: Eukaryota; Metazoa; Chordata; Mammalia; Diprotodontia; Vombatidae
Product: G-protein coupled receptor 35-like
Exons: 3
Coding region: 1-1212 (403 amino acids)
Biological process (GO): phospholipase C-activating G protein-coupled receptor signaling pathway; chemokine-mediated signaling pathway; positive regulation of Rho protein signal transduction
Cellular component (GO): membrane
Molecular function (GO): chemokine receptor activity
Source: RefSeq, a predicted model, not a curated record
AUGAGGUCCCGAGCCUGGGGAUACAGGAAAACAGAACAGAGGGGAGCUGCUGGACGCCACAAGGCAGAGGGGCUGCCAGGGGCCAUCCUUGGACUCAGGCCAGCUAUUUUGGGGAAGUGGGGAGAGAACCUUAUUUUUCUCAACUGGAGAUUCCAGCACCCUACAAGGGAUCUCUUCUGCCUUGUUAUCGUGGGGUUUGAGUCCUUGGCUGUCCAGAUGAAUCCGCUCAACUGCAGUACUGUGACGAGUGACUUCUCCCAGAAGGUCACCAUUCUGUACCUGUCCAUCAUCCUGGUCUUGGGGACUGUCCUCAACGCCCUGGCCCUGUGGGUGUUCUGGUGCCGGAUGAGGAGGUGGACGGAGACGCGGGUGUACAUGGCCAACCUGGCCAUGGCAGACUGCUGCUUGCUCCUGAGCAUCCCCAUGGUCUUGUACACGACAGUCAGGGACCACUCGGAGGACUUGCUCUGCACAGUGUCCCAGAGCAUUUACCUCAUCAAUGGUUACAUGAGCAUGUACGUCAUCACCGCCAUCGCUGUGGAUCGCUUCGCUGCCAUCCAGUAUCCUCUGCGGGCCAGGAUGUGGCGCUCCCCCCGGCAGGCUGCUGGGACCUGUGCUCUCCUCUGGCUGCUGGUCAUCUGCCUGGUUUCUCUACCUGCUGUCUGGAAGCGAGAUGGCCAGAACUUCUGCUUCGGGAAUAGCCAGACUCGGGGCUCCUCGGUCAUCGUUUUCUCCUUGCUCCUGUUCGUCAUCCCUCUUGUGGUCCUUGUUUUCUGUUCCGUGCGGAUCCUCCAGAAUCUGGUCAGGAAAAAGGCACAGGCGCAAGCCCAGGACAGGAGGCUGAUCCACAAAGCCCUCUGCGUGGUUUCAGCUAAUCUGGUCAUCUUCCUGGUCUGCUUCCUCCCCCAGCAUGUGGCUCUAUUGGCCAAGCUCAUGACUGAGUAUGUGGAGCCCCCCUGCUCUGUGGUUCAGCACGUGGUCAUUUCUGUCAGGGUGGCCUCCCGCCUUGCCAAUGCCAACUGCUGCUUGGACGCCUUAGGCUAUUACUUUGUGGCCCAGGAGUUCCAGGAAGAAGUAGGGGUGUUCUUAGGCAUGCCCAAGUUCCUCCAGAGUCAGACUCGAGGCAGCCCAGGCACUGACCUCCCAGGCAUCCCUAAGGGAGGAAAAGUGGAGGCAGCCUCAGAGAGUUCCCCAGCAUUGCGUUCCAGUUAAGGGCACACGAGGAAAUUUUCAGAAUUUGGCAUAAAAGGACUAUCUCUGCUUACCACCCGAUUCCCUAAGGGCAGGGCCCUCAAGAUAGAACCCAGCUCAUUGAGGCCAGGCCCUCCCUUCACGGGGUCCCCUCAGCCAGUGGUGACAUCUUAGAGGCUUGUCCAGGAUGUGAGGGGUGGCGUUCCCACCCCCUUAGUGCUUAAUCCCUUUUGGGGAGCUGUACACACAUUUGGGACUCAUCUUAGGUUGUUCCACUUCUUUCUGAACUAGGUUGCUUGUUCUAGUGUGGGGUGAACUCAGACACCCUUUUUGGAAUAGCCCAUGUCUAGUGGAAAGAGUCUGGCCCUGGGAGCAGGAGAAAGCUAGGUUUGGCUCUUCCUCCGACACUUCCUAGCUGUGCGGCAUUGGGCAAAUUACUUCCCUUUUUGAGGCCACAGCUUGCUCAUCAGGAAAACAGGAGGGCUGGACUUAAGAAUCUCCGAGGUCCUUCCCAGCUCUGGUGCUCCAGAAUUCUGAGAGAUUCUGUGACAGAAUGCUUUGCUCUCCCCAGGGUCUAUUUUAAAUAUAGCCUGGAGAGUAAUGUGGAAUCCAAAUGAACAGGGCUGUGAGCUACCAUGGACAGAGCCUUGAGUUUAGGCUGUUUUAUCUGUGUGACAUUCAGCAAACCACCUGACUCCUCUGGGAUUAGGUUUCCUGAUCUGUACAAGGAGAAGGGUUUGGACCAGAUGACCACUAAAUCUAUUAUUCUAUGAAGUGUUGAUGGCUGGAUCAGUCUUUACUGGCAAAGCAGGAGUCUUGGGUGGGGGCAGGGAGAGAAGAGAGAGGGGAAAUCCUCUGUUCCUCUUCUGAGAAUCACUGUGAAUUGGGAAAGUUUAUCUAAUUGGCCUGGCCAAGACAUUGGGAAUUAUGUAAUAAUAUGGACAAUCCGAACUGAGAUUUCCGCAAAGCAUUACAGACAUCCCCUUGUCUGAUCCUCACAGUGGCCCUGGGGAGGAGGUGCUAUCAUUAUCCUCAUUUUACAGAUGAAGAAGCUGAGGUCCAUGGAGGUCUAGUGACUUGCCCAGGGCCAUACAUCUAGGAAGUGUCAAAGGCAGGCGCCAAACGCAGGUCGGUUAAGUAAGCCUAACUGAGAUGCCGAGUGUCUGAGGGCGCGCUCGAGCUGGUCUGUUCUGUCUGAAUGGGAGAUUCCUCCAGCAGACCCCUAUGAAGGCAUAAGACAACUCAGGUCCAGGGGAGAAACCUCUCCGCUGGGCCUCUGAAGCACACAAGGAUAGAAACAGGGAUUAGAACUAGGAUUUGUCACUGGUAUCGAGAACUUCCAGGUGAGAAAGCUCCCUCCACCAACGCAGGUCAGACUUUUCUUCACCUUACAGUCUCCGACGGAUGCCUGGCCAAGAAGCUGGUGAGUGACUUGCCCAGUCAGUACAUGUCAGAGGCAGCCUAAAAUUUCCUCAGUGGAUCCCAGUAAAAUGUAGGGUGUUCCAAAUGGCAGUCUGAAUUCAGCCCAUGCUAGAACAAGCAGCCUCGUUGGGGCUCCCAAAAAGAGACUAAGCAAGUACUUGGUUGGUAUUAGAAAUACACCUGCACAUCCUGGACAAGCCUCCAGGUUAUCACCAAUAGCCCGGGGGAAACCAUCAAGAGAGGGGUGGGCUCAUAUGGACUGGACUGCAUCCUGUCCUUAGACGGUCAGCUUCUCUCUUUGCCUCUACCCUGCCUGGAUCCCUCUAGGGAGAUCUCUAAAAACUGAUCUUCUGGAUAGCUCAUGUCUAAAGUCUACCCAAAAUGAGGAUAAGAAACUCCCUUCUAGAAAAGGGACUUGGUGUACAAUGUGGGCAUCAUGCAUAGAACAGCUGUUUGUUUCCUGUACCACAAAAACUGUAUAAGAUGCAAAGGACUCACAAGGGUGAAUAAAUACAGGAAACAUAUAACAUUAUGCCCAGAAACUCAAUCUUCUUGAGAUUCCUGAAUCAAUAUUUUGCAUUUAUCUUAGACCUAUACUGUCUGAAGUUUAGGCUGUCUUAGCUGUAUGACGUGCAGCAAUUCCCUUGACUUCUUUAGGCCUCAGUUUACUCAUCUGUAAAAGGAGAAUGGAUUGGUUUAGAUAACCUACGAAGUCCUCUUUUUUAAAAAAAAUUAUUUUUUAUUUUUUAUUUUUAGGCAAUU